Messenger RNA from Clavispora lusitaniae ATCC 42720, 591 nucleotides. RefSeq lists its product as uncharacterized. The record is from RefSeq and is a predicted model, not a curated record. Gene Ontology annotation, molecular function: protein binding. Lineage: Eukaryota; Fungi; Ascomycota; Pichiomycetes; Serinales; Metschnikowiaceae.
AUGUCUUUGUCGCAGGAGGAGAUGGACGCCAUAAUCUAUGACGCCAGAGACGGCGACUUGGACUUUUUGAAGGAAGUCUUUUCCGAAAUUGUCCCGGGGCUGGUACUUCCCACAAUCAAAGACGACAUCACUUUGAGCACCCCAGUACAUAUGGCAGCUGCCAAUGGUCACUUGGAGGUGGUUAAAUAUCUAUUGUCUCUUCUUCCUCAUGAUGAAGCCGUGGCUUUAGUUAACCAGGCUAACGAGAGCGGAAACACUGCCUUGCACUGGGCCGCUUUUAAUGGCCAUUUGCCUGUGGUACAGUUAUUGGUGGAAGAAUAUGGCGCCGAUGUUUUUGCUAAGAACUCUUCGAACCACGAUGCUCUCUUUGAGGCUGAGAAAAAUGGUCAAGCAGAAGUGGAGAAUUGGUUCUUGCUGAAGUUUGCAAUCGAGAAUGACGUGCGCGUGGAAGAAGAUGGAGAAAACACGAAAAUCACCUUCACGCCGGGAACAGAGUCGAAGGAACUUGAUCGUGAAGCAGCUGAGGCAGAAAAGCUGCGGGCAGAUAGUGUGGCCGCCGUGGCUGACUCCACUGCCUCACUUUCCUUGUAG